AUGGAGCGCGAUGUUACGGCUGCAGAUGUCACGCUGAACCGUUACAACGUCGCUCUUGCUCGCAGCAAGAAGGUUCUGGAGUCAUGGCUCCCCAACGAAAGCGGCACCGUUCCCCCAUACGACUCCGAGGGCGAGGAGGACUUCACGGCAGAGCCAGAAGAUGCUGGCAUCGGGUCAGAGGUCACAUUUCACGCCGGUGAUCUGCCGGGUAGCACCCGGUUGAGAAAGUCCAACCAUCAACUACUCGAACAAUUGCUGGGAAAGAAGGCGGCUGAGGCACACCAAAAGAAGACGCAAGACUCCGGCAAAAGCUUCUCGGCCGGGAAACAUGUCGCUGCAAAGCCUUUGGUGAGCAGACAGAAGGCAUCGCAGGGCGUGUCGAGGCGUGGUGACGAUGAUGACGAGGAGGGUGGUCGGUCUGCUGCGUUCCAAUCGCGAAAGCCCGCACCACCAAAACCCGCCCAGGUCAGCGACUCGCGUGAGCACCAUACCACCGAGGCGGAGGACCAGGAUGGGAUGUCUUAUGAUGAGGACUCAAAGCAGCGGACAAAGCGUUCGCCAGACAGACCGACGCCUACAAAGAGGAAGAAUACAUACCUCGACGAGUUACUGGCUCAAAAGGCGAAGAAAAGCAAGAAGAAUCGGAGCAGAGAGCAGUCCACAGCAUAA
This is a messenger RNA of Neohortaea acidophila, 669 nucleotides long. RefSeq lists its product as uncharacterized. Lineage: Eukaryota; Fungi; Ascomycota; Dothideomycetes; Mycosphaerellales; Teratosphaeriaceae. The record is from RefSeq and is a predicted model, not a curated record. The transcript has a single exon. Bases 1 to 669 code for a protein of 222 amino acids.